AUGUCCACCUCGGCAGCAGUGGUCCAAUCGGGCAGCACCAGUGCCGCCGAUGAACACCAGAAGCCCGACGCCGUGCUCCACUUAGCGCAGCAAGUGGUCGCGAAAGCGUUGGAUCACGCAAAGAGCAAAAAACUGAAGGUCGCCGUUGCGGUGGUAGACCAAUCCGGCAGUCUUCUCUCCUUCUCCCGCCUCCCGACCGCGAUGCCGGCGGCCAGUGCCAUCGCGAUCGAAAAGGCCAAAACCGCGGUGGCAUUCCAGCGCGACACCAUGUUACUUGAGAAGGCGAGUAACUGCAGUGACGGCACCGCGCGGACGGCGCUGCUGUCGUCCGGAUUUGUGUUGAUGGGCGGCGGUGUGUUUGUGAAAAGCGGGCUGGGAAUCGGAGGCAUCGGGGUUUCCGGUGCGAAGCCGGAAGAGGAUCACGCGGUCGCGGAGGCGGGAGGGAAAAUCUUGACUGCUGCUGGAGCCUCAAAAUUGUGA
Molecule: messenger RNA, 480 nt
Organism: Amoebophrya sp. A120
Lineage: Eukaryota; Dinophyceae; Syndiniales; Amoebophryaceae
Source: the annotation of a GenBank genome assembly